Messenger RNA from Panthera uncia (snow leopard), 3485 nucleotides. It is a transcript of the gene ZFP90, whose product is annotated as ZFP90 zinc finger protein. Bases 562 to 2466 code for a protein of 634 amino acids. Gene Ontology annotation, cellular component: nucleus. Gene Ontology annotation, biological process: negative regulation of transcription by RNA polymerase II; positive regulation of DNA-templated transcription. Gene Ontology annotation, molecular function: DNA-binding transcription repressor activity, RNA polymerase II-specific; RNA polymerase II cis-regulatory region sequence-specific DNA binding; DNA-binding transcription activator activity, RNA polymerase II-specific. The record is from RefSeq and is a predicted model, not a curated record. NCBI's taxonomy places the organism in Eukaryota, Metazoa, Chordata, Mammalia, Carnivora, Felidae. The transcript is spliced from 5 exons.
GGUCUUUUCUUUCCGAUCUACCGCUGAAUCUCGCCCCUAGCAACAUGCCCCAAACAGAGGAGGUGCUCAGUGACUAUUAUUGGAAUAAACGGACGCACGAGUACCCAAGCCACACUGCCGACCCCACCACAGCGGCCCAAAAGUGGCGAAGAGACCUCCCAGGCUGCCUCUAUGGGACCCACACGCGGAGGCCUCUGGGAAGUGUAGUCGGCCGCUGCCCGGGAGUUGCGGGAGUGAGCCUCCGCGUGCGCAAGCGCACUUCCGUCUCUGCCCCGCCGCUGCGGCCAUUGUCCGGCCCCAGUGCGGCUGAGGCCGCUUUGGGCCGUCCCUCCGCACAUCAGCAUUGGAGAGGACGGACCCUGCAGCAGGUGUAGGAGGAGCUGGCCCGAGCCCUGCGUGGGCCCGAGGUCGUGAAAUCCGGAGUCCCCAGGAAGCGAGAACUGGCUGAGGGGCAGAGGCGGGCGCGGCGCGGCGGUGAGGGGUCGGCGGUUGCAGCCGGGUGAGUGGGCCCUGUCCUCUCUCCCCAGCCCCGGUCUGGAAGCCGACCCCGGCGUGGCAGGCAUGGCUCCGAGGCCUCCGAUGGCCGCGCCCCAGGAAUCCGUGACAUUCAAAGAUGUGGCUGUGGACUUCACCCAGGAAGAAUGGCACCACGUGGACGCUGCUCAGAGGCGCUUGUACAGGGAUGUGAUGCUGGAGAACUAUAGCCACCUGGUUUCUCUUGGAUAUCAAGUUUCCAAGCCAGAGGUGAUCUUCAAAUUGGAACAAGGAGAAGAGCCAUGGAUAUCAGAGGGAGAAAUCCAAAGACCUUUCUGUCCAGACUGGAAGACCAGGCCUGAAGGCAAAUCAUCACAUCUGCAGCAGAGUGUAUCUGAAGGAUCCCGUAGUGCAGAUGGCCUUUCACGUGCCACAUUCGAAAACACUUGGGAUGUUAGUAACCAGUUAGAAAGACACCAGGAAAACUGGAAAAGAUAUCUGGGGCCAGAUGCAUCCACCCAGAAGAAAACAAUCACACCAGAGGAAAAUUUUCAGCAAAAUAAAUUUGGUGAAAACCCCAGAUUGAAUACAGUUCUGGUUACACAACUGAAUGUUCCUUCAAGGCCUAGUGAGUGUGAUACACUUGGAAGCAAUUUGGGACAGAAUUCAGAUAUAAUUAAUCAGAGUAAUAUCCUUGCAAAAAAGAAACCUUAUAAAUGUGAUAAAUGUAGAAAAGCCUUUAUUCAUAGAUCAUCACUUACUAAACACGAGAAAACUCAUAAAGGAGAGGGAGCUUGCCCCAAUGGUACAGAUCAGGGAAUUUAUCCUGGAAAGAAACACCAUGAAUGUACUGACUGUGGAAAAACCUUCCUCUGGAAGACACAACUUACUGAGCAUCAGAGAAUUCACACUGGGGAGAAGCCCUUCGAAUGUAAUGUGUGUGGGAAGGCCUUCAGGCAUAGCUCAUCGCUUGGCCAGCAUGAGAACGCUCAUACCGGAGAGAAACCUUAUCAGUGUAGUCUCUGUGGGAAAGCCUUCCAGCGCAGCUCCUCCCUUGUUCAACACCAGAGAAUUCACACUGGAGAGAAACCCUAUCGAUGCAAUUUAUGUGGGAGAUCUUUUAGGCAUGGCACAUCCCUCACUCAACAUGAGGUGACACAUAGUGGAGAGAAACCCUUCCAAUGUAAGGAGUGUGGGAAAGCCUUUAGUAGAUGUUCUUCUCUUGUCCAGCAUGAAAGGACUCAUACAGGAGAGAAACCUUUUGAAUGUAGCAUAUGUGGGAGGGCUUUUGGUCAGAGCCCGUCCCUUUAUAAGCAUAUGAGGAUUCAUAAGAGAGGCAAACCUUACCAAAGCAAUAACUACAGUGUAGAUUUCAAGCACAGCUCAUCUCUUACUCAAGAUGAAAGCACUGUCAAUGAAGUGAAAUCCUAUCAUUGUAAUGAUUGUGGGGAAGACUUCAGUCACAUCACUGACUUUACUGAUCAUCAGAGGAUCCAUACCGGACAGAACCCCUAUGAAUGUGAGCAGAACUUUAAUCAACAACCUGUUUCUCAUCCUGGAGAGAAACCCUAUCAGUGUAAUGUAUGUGGAAAAGCUUUCAAAAGGAGUACAAGCUUCAUAGAACAUCACAGAAUUCAUACUGGAGAAAAACCCUAUGAAUGUAAUGAAUGUGGAGAAGCCUUUAGUCGACGUUCAUCACUUACUCAACAUGAGAGGACCCACACUGGAGAGAAACCCUAUGAAUGUAUUGACUGUGGGAAAGCCUUCAGUCAAAGUUCAUCCCUAAUUCAGCAUGAGAGAACUCAUACUGGAGAAAAACCCUAUGAAUGUAAUGAAUGUGGGCGAGCCUUUCGAAAGAAAACCAAUCUGCAUGAUCAUCAGAGAAUUCAUACUGGAGAAAAACCCUAUGCUUGUAAGGAAUGCGGGAAAAACUUCAGUAGAAGCUCAGCGCUAACUAAACAUCAGAGAAUUCAUACACGAAAUAAACUGUAGAAACCCUGAAAUUAAGGAAUAGCAGAAAAUUUUAGCUAAAAUAUUGUUCAUAUUCAGUAUCAGAAGAUUCUUAAUGGAGAGGAAGCUUGAGAAUGUAAUGAAUUUGUGUGUGUGUGUGUGUGUGUGUGUGCGCGCGCGCACGCGCGCACACACGCGUGUGCAUGUGUGUGGUGUGAGAAGAAAGCUCUAUGCUAGUAGACCAUGUUUUUUAACAAAUAGAAGCUACAUUCUCAAAUCUGAUUACAGACUUUUGUAAAAACAACUACAAACAUCAUAUAUAACCAGUUGGAAAUGAUAUGCCUAUGUAUUGGACUUUAUAAAGCUUUUAAAUACAGUUGUGCAGGAGAUCAUCAACUUUGAACAGUUUGACUUGUCACUCUGUUUACAGCCUUUUUUAAUAAAUAAAACUCCUGCAGUAAUGACCAAAACUUACUUUUAAAAUUGCUUGACAACUGCAUUCAUCUGCAGCUUUUAAGUUAAAUUCACCAUGGAAACCAGUUCCACCCCCAGGAAUUCGUCAUUCAAAGAAUGAGAUCAACUGGUUCAACCACUUCGUUGUACAGAUGAAGAAACCAAAAGCCAAAGAUGUGAAGUGGUUUGCACCGUGUGAUAGAGCUUAUGAUGGCAAAGCUGGGUGGAGAAUGCAGAUCUCCUGGAUCUUUUGCCCUUUCAAAAAAAAAAAAAAGAUUCUUUUGCCUGGAUCUUUCAGUGGUCUGUCCACUGAAAAGGUAUUUUGGAAUUCAGAGGGCUUUAAAGUAAAUUUUGAAAUAAAUCAGAUGCACAAACAUUUGAUGAGCACUCAAGUUGGAUACUUCGGGAAUUCAUAAAAGCAUCAGAGACAACAAAAUACAUGCACAUUUGUCAUGGGCCUAUUUUAAACAACUUGUUGGGGGCUUACAUACCAAAAUGUUAACAAAAGCUGUGAAUAGUUCAACUACUAGUGACUUUUUGCCUUUUCCCAAGUGUAAUGUUUAUACUUUAAUCUAACAUAUGUCAGUUUCAUAAAUCUAUUAAAUUCU